Messenger RNA from Populus euphratica (Euphrates poplar), 741 nucleotides. RefSeq lists its product as uncharacterized. Lineage: Eukaryota; Viridiplantae; Streptophyta; Magnoliopsida; Malpighiales; Salicaceae. Gene Ontology annotation, cellular component: plasma membrane. Bases 1 to 741 code for a protein of 246 amino acids. Gene Ontology annotation, biological process: defense response to other organism. The transcript has a single exon. The record is from RefSeq and is a predicted model, not a curated record.
AUGGCAUCAUCGGAUCCUUCUAGACCCGCGACGGGCUACCCUUUUGUCCCAAACGGCACCCACUACCCACCGCCGCCACCCGGCACCGCCUAUCCUUACCAAGCCCCACCACCACAACCCACUAACCCUUACUACUACAACACCAACCAAACCUACCCUAACCAACGCGCCACCCUCCUCCGCCGCUUAAUCGCUGUUCUAAUCAUCGUUACGGUCAUUUUCUUCACUAUUCUCUUCAUUAUCUGGCUUGUUAUCCGACCCCACCUCCCCGAAUUCCGCGUCACUUCCCUCUCUGUCUCCGGCUUCAAUGUAUCCUCUUCUUCCUCCAGUGUGACUGGUACCUGGAACGCCAGGUUUCAGGUUUAUAAUCCGAACAAGUUGAAACUCUCGUACGAUGAUAUACAGAGUUCGAUUUCUUAUAAAUCUGAGUUUUUGUCCCAGACGAGGAUUCCUCCGUUCAAACAGGCCAAAAGGAAUGUUACUGAUAUCAAUGCGGAAUAUGGGGCGGUGGGUUCUUAUAUUGCGGGGCGGGCGGUGAAUCAGAUUAAUGGGGAUAAAGGGCGUGGAUUGGUGAGUUUUAAUUUGAAGAUUGUUGCUGAUGCGAUGUAUAGGGUUGGUGGGUUUAGGGCAAGAAGAAGGUUGCUUAGGGUUUUUUGUGAUGAUUUGGCGGUUGGGUUUUCCGGGAAUAGUGGAUCUGGGAACUUGACUGGUGGUGCUAGGCGAUGUAAAGUUUAUUCCUGA